Molecule: messenger RNA, 2556 nt
Organism: Zasmidium cellare ATCC 36951
Lineage: Eukaryota; Fungi; Ascomycota; Dothideomycetes; Mycosphaerellales; Mycosphaerellaceae
Product: glycoside hydrolase family 92 protein
Exons: 5
Coding region: 1-2556 (851 amino acids)
Biological process (GO): protein deglycosylation; protein quality control for misfolded or incompletely synthesized proteins; glycoprotein catabolic process
Cellular component (GO): nucleus; cytosol
Molecular function (GO): carbohydrate binding; peptide-N4-(N-acetyl-beta-glucosaminyl)asparagine amidase activity
Source: RefSeq, a predicted model, not a curated record
AUGACCAGUUACAAACUCCUCGAGAAUGGAGAGCCGGCGUUGGAGACCACGGAAUUCGAUCUCCAACACGAGGAUGCCUCGCCCCCGCUGAGCAAAAGCAAAAAGCGAUUUCUCGAGUUGCAACAAUCCGUCAAAGAUUUCUUGGGUUUCUCUGGCGAGCGGAAGGGCAACUUUCGAGAUCGCGUGCCUGCCUGGCUGGCUCCUUUUUGCGAUUGCUGGACCCUGACGUUCGUCUUUGGUGGGAUUUUCGUUGCUAUACUCAUCGUUCUCGUCGUGGUCAACGCAUUCAGUGGAGACGAGCCUCGAGAUGAUAUCCUCAAAUACAUUGAUCCUUUGAUUGGGACUGGACCUGGUGGUCAUGUCUUUGCUGGAGCUACGUUGCCGUUUGGCAUGGCCAAGCCCGUGGCAGAUGUUUCUGGGGAGAAGAUGGGUGGUUUUGCAUCGGAUCGAUCGCAGGUUACUGGAUUUUCUCAUCUUCAUGACUCUGGCACUGGUGGCUCGCCGUCGAUGGGCAACUUUCCCAUAUUUGUGCAGCCAUCCUGUCCGAACAUCACCGAAUGUAAAAUGCAAAAACAUCCUCGAAAGACGCAUUAUAUACCGGCAUCUGUCUCGGCGCGAGUGGGCUACUUUGGCAUCCAACUUGAAUCUGGCCUCCGUGCCGAGAUGACAGCUUCAGAUCGGGUAGCACUAUACCGAUUCUCUUUCGUUAACGGCACCAGCGUCGAAGACCCAGUCAUCAUGGCCGAUGCAAGCGACUUGCCCAGCUCGAGUGGACCACGCGACCUCUUCGUGGAUGCAGAGACUGGGCGCAUGACAGCUCAAGGCGAGUUCAGUCCUUCGUUUGGCAAGGGCAAGUACUCCAUAUACAUGUGCACUGAUGUCAAAGGCGCACAGUUGCAGCAUGUCGGGGUGUUCAAUGCCACGGUCUGGCCGAAUCAUACUGCUACAUCCGAGCAACCGAAUUAUUGGGCUACAGCACAGGGAGUCUAUGUGAGGUUUAAGGAUGUGACGCCUACUGAUAAGAUCUACGCUCGAGUAGGAAUGUCGUGGCUGAGCAUCGAGCGAGCAUGUCAGAAUGCUGAGCGAGAGAUCAAGGACUGGGACUUCGAGCGCCUGGUGAAGAACGCUGAGAAGGCCUGGACGAAGAAGCUGGCUCCUAUCAAGCUUGACUCCACCGGUGUUGAGGAGCAACAUCUGAGGAAUUUCUGGUCAGGUGUCUAUCGAGCUUUCAUCUCGCCGCAAGACUAUACUGGGGAGAAUCCGCUCUGGAACUCGACGGAGCCGUACUACGAUUCUUGGUACUGCAUCUGGGAUACCUUCCGAGGCGUCCAUCCCUUCUACAUGCUCGUGGAUACCGUCUCGCAAUCACGAAUGGUGCGCUCGUUGAUUGACAUCUACAAGCAUCUUGGCUGGCUUCCCGAUUGUCGUAUGUCUUUCUGCAAAGGCCUCACGCAAGGUGGCUCCAAUGCCGAUGUUGUCAUUGUCGAUUCGUACAUCAAGAAGCUUAAGGGCGUCAAUUGGGAAGACGCAUAUGCUGCUAUCGUUAAGGAUGCAGAGGAGCAACCCCCAAAUUGGGACAUUGAAGGCCGAGGAGGCUUGGCUAGCUGGAAGAGCUUGGGUUACAUUCCUUAUCAAGAUGAUGACAAGGGCGGGAUGCGCACAAGAUCCGUCUCGCGUACUGUGGAGUACGCAUAUAACGAUUUCUGCAUUGCCGAAAUGGCCAACAGCACCGGCCGUAAAGAAGACUACGAGAAGUAUGCCCAGCGAGCCAACAAUUGGAUCAAUGUCUACGACGAGAACCUCGAAUCCAUGGGCUUCAAGGGUUUCCCGCAACCACGACUCGCCAAUCGCACUUUCGUCUUUCAGAACGCCACACUGUGCUCAAGCCUGAACAACUUCGAUGGCUGCUAUCUAAACAUGGGUGGUCACGAGACCUACGAAGGUUCCCCUUGGCUCUACCUCUUCUACGUUCCUGGCGACAUGGCCGGCCUAGUAAAGCUCUUAGGAGGACGAGAUAAGUAUCUCGAUCGACUGCACAAGCUCCACAACAGCGGCGUGCUCUACAUGGGCGAUGAGCAAGCCUUCCUCACCGCGUUCUUGUACCACUUCGCCGGCCGGCCUGGCCUUUCCGCAAAGGAGACCCAUCGCUACAUCCCCUCCAUGUUCAACGACACCAUCGCCGGCAUCCCCGGAAACGACGACAGCGGCUCCAUGGGAACAUUCGUCUUCUUCAGCAUGUUGGGGAUCUUCCCCUCGGCAGGCCAGAGCGUCUACUUCAUCAUCCCUCCAUUCUUCCCCAGCAUCAGCAUCACAAACCCCCAAACCGGCCAAACCGCCACGAUCCGCAACGUCAACUUCGACCCCACCUACAAGAAAAUCUACAUCCAAUCUGCGAAACUCAACGGGAAGACGUGGACGAAGAAUUGGCUCGAUCAUAGCUUCUUUUUGAAUGGAGGGACGUUGGAGCUGGUGCUGGGGGAGGUGGAGAGUGAAUGGGGCACGAAGGAGGGGGAUUUACCGCCUAGCUUGUCGACGACAGGGUUGUUUUUUGGGUGA